Molecule: messenger RNA, 1018 nt
Organism: Labrus mixtus (cuckoo wrasse)
Lineage: Eukaryota; Metazoa; Chordata; Actinopteri; Labriformes; Labridae
Gene: msmp1
Product: microseminoprotein, prostate associated 1
Exons: 3
Coding region: 137-532 (131 amino acids)
Source: RefSeq, a predicted model, not a curated record
AGUGGACGCCACCUUCUACAGCCGGCGUGUGGGCCACAUGACGGAGCUGACCCCACCUCCACGCCACCGCCGACCUCGGGGAUGUAUAAAUAAAGGAGCAGAAGGAAGAAGAGGAACCAGUAGCUGAACAGACCAGAUGAAGAUGAAGAUGGAGCUCACAGGGGUGAACUGGGUGCUUGCAGCUGCAGGGUUUCUCCUGUGGACCAGUGGAGGGCUUGCUGCACCCAUGGAGUGCCACUUUGACUCCAGAGCUUUGUGCGUGUUCGAGGGGAGGCAGUACGCUCUGGGGGAAACCUGGAUGGACAACGCGUGUAUGCAGUGCACCUGUCUGCACCCUGUAGGAGUGGGUUGCUGUGAGACGCUGCAUCGACCGGUGGACUUCCCCGCGUGGUGCCGGGUGCGGGUGGAGCCGGUGACCUGCAAAGUGUCCCUGGUCCAGACAGCGGACCCCCGUCUGCCCUGCUCCCCAUACGAGGACAUGAAGGACCCGAGCCACGGAUCUCUGCAGCUGCAGCAACAUCUGGAGGGGUAGAAAACUCUCCGGCAAUCAUCUCUCUCUUCAGUCUCUAGAGGGAAACCAAUCCUCACUCUUUUACAUUUUACACACAAACUGUACUUAAAUAUAAAUAUAUAACAUAUAAAGCAUCUGUAAUGUUUGGAUUGUAUCUCCAAUGAAGGAAAAGAAAAUGUUAAAGUUGAACUGCAGUGUUUUAAAGCAGAUAUUAGGAUCUGAUACAUGAAACAUUUAGUAUAUAUUUAAUAUAUUUAGUUAUUAUAGUAUGCUUUUUGUCCUUUAAUGUCUGAUAUAAGCUUCAUACUAAAAUGUAGAAGCUGUAUUCUUUUACUACAGGUUGUUUGGGGACAUCUUUAUACCAUUUAUUUUCUUUACUAUCUACUUAAUGUACAUAUAAACAAAUAUAUAUGUUUAUUAAUAUAUAUCACUGUGUGUUGGGUCUGACCUGUUCUCUGCUGUAACACAUUUAACUUUCAAAUAAAAAACUCUGUUCAUAAAGAGAAA